Molecule: messenger RNA, 2831 nt
Organism: Striga asiatica
Lineage: Eukaryota; Viridiplantae; Streptophyta; Magnoliopsida; Lamiales; Orobanchaceae
Source: the annotation of a GenBank genome assembly
UUCCAAGAACUAUUGACUCCGCUCGUGUAUAAGUCCCCCAACCUCCAACAAGUUCCGUCUUUCAUAAACAAAUAUUCUAAAUUCUCACGUCAAAACCUUCGCCUGCAAGCACUCAUCUCCUUCACCUUCCCGUUCGCUCCAAUCACAUUCUCGAUUACAAUCGCCUAUACACGCAUCGCAUAUACGUCAAUGGGAGGGGUGCCGUCAACGCCGCUGGCGGGCGGCGGAGCGCCGCCGCAGGACACGGCUGAAAACUUAAUUGGGGCCUUCGUCGGGGAAAAAUCGUUUCCCCUCGCCGACGAUUACUGGGAGAAGCUUCUCGACGCCCAGUUCGAUCUGCGCUGGCCUCCUGAUCACGUUCGCCAGGCUUGCCAGCUAUUCGCAAUGAACAACUGCAACACAAGACACCUUGCAAAGAUUUUGAUUCACCUAGCAUGGUGCUUGCAAGAUUGUUCAGCUUCUGAUGUUCCAUCUCCAGCUUAUCCAAAAGCUCUUAAUGCUCUAUUUAUGUUAUCCGUUUUUCUGAAGAAUCUGAUUGAAAAUGCUAAGAGUGACAACUUUGAAGAACUAUACCUCUCGCUGGACGAAACUGAACCAACACCAAUUAAUUUGUCAAAAGGUAAAGGAGUUGAGAACUUUGUUAUGUACAGUGCACUCAACUUCAUUGCCAGAGUUGAUAUUAGUCCUGGAACAUACCUUCUUCAUCAUGACUUGCUUGACUUCAUGCUGAUUGCUAUGUCUACUCAACUUUUAUCUGGGCCGUCAUCUGGACUGGAUGACAAACAUCCUUUCAUUGAUGGAGCAAUGGUGCAGGAACUUUAUUUUGUUAAUUCGGUAGUGCAUAAGUUGUUCCUCAAUUACCUCAUACACCCUGGAGUUCUACCAAACAGUUUAUCAUAUACCAUAUUUCCUGAAGGAAACCAAGUUGAUGUUCUGAGGAGAGUCGCAAACUUGGUAUUGGUGCCCUUUCACUACAUUGCGAGCUCAACUAGUGCAGCUUCCAGAAGUCGAUUGGCUGAAAGCAGUCUUAAUAUUCUGCUUAUUCUUAGUCAUUACCAUAAGUGCAUGCGAGUUGAUGGGAAGAAUAAUAGUGAUUAUAGCAUCUCAGAGUCUCUCUCUAAGGAAGAUACAUAUUUCUCAGAAAACCCAUACCGCAAAGCGGUCGAAAAUGUUAGGGAUAUUGAAUUUAAUCAAGUUGAUAUCAAGGGGAAUGCACAAAGUGAUCCACUCGUGAGGCUACCUUUUGCUUCUCUGUUUGAUACUCUUGGCAUGUGCAUGGCUGAUGAAACUGCUGUCUUGUUGCUUUAUUCACUGGUCCACGGCAAUCCAUAUUUUUUGGAGUAUGUUUUGGUGAGAACGGACCUGGACACACUGUUGAUGCCCAUGUUAGAAACACUAUAUAAUACUCCAAGAAAGAUGCCCAAUCACAUUUAUAUGGUGCUGAUUAUCCUUCUUAUACUAAGCCAGGAUUCAUCUUUCAAUUCCAGCAUCCACAAACUGAUGCUUCCUAGUGUUCCAUGGUAUCAAGAACGUCUCCUUCAUCAGACCUCUCUCGGUUCCCUCUUGAUCAUAAUUUUAAUUAGGACUGUGAAAUAUAACCUCUCUAAGCUACGGGAUAUGUAUCUUCACACAAAUUGUCUUGCAAUAUUGGCCAAUAUGGCUCCACAUGUUCAUCGUUUGAGUGCUUAUGCUUCACAGCAGUUGGUUUGCCUUUUUGAUAUGCUUUCUCGCAAGUACAACAAAUUAGCAGAUGUAAAAAAUGAGAAGAUGACUAUGGCAGAUGGUGGUCCAAGAGGAGAAAACCUUCCAGAUGAUCCGUUAGCAGAACUCCAUAUCUAUACUGACUUCCUGAGACUUGUGCUGGAAAUACUUAAUUCAAUUCUAACAUAUGCUUUACCGAGGAAUCCUGAGGUUGUUUAUGCAAUUUUACACAGGCAGGAGGUUCUUCUACCUUUCAAGAAUCAUCCACGAUUUAAUGAGCUGUUGGAGAACAUAUAUACCGUCUUGGAUUUCUUCAAUAGCCGUAUUGAAACUCAGGAAAGGGAUGAUGAUUGGUCGGUGAAGAAAGUGCUUCAAAUCAUAAUCAACAACUGCCGCUCUUGGAGAGGUGAAGGCAUGAAGAUGUUUACUCAACUACGCUUUACCUAUGAACAAGAGAGUCAUCCCGAGGAGUUCUUCAUCCCAUACGUGUGGCAGGUGGUAUUGUCUCACAGUGAUUUGGCUUUUGAUCCCAGCAGCAUAAAUUUAUUUCCGGUGCAGGUAGAAGCUGUAAAUAGUGAAUCGAUGAUAAAUAAACUUGAAAAUGGCGAGCAGAAAGAACAACCACUUGAAGCAUAGACUGGAUGGUGGACUGUAUAAUCCACCUGAAGACAUCAGGUUCACUUAACAUACAUACACAUAAAUACACACACACACAAAUUUAUCUCAUUAUGUAAAUGUUUCAGGGUGUAGGUUUUUAUAUAUGAAAAGGCCUUUUACCAAUGUAACAAAUAAAAGAAGAAUCUCUAACCUGCGUUACGAUUUAGAAAAAGUGAAAAUAUGUGCAUGCUGAGUAGGGGUCCUGAUGUGAACUGAAUCAAGCAUUUGAACCUGGAUGGAGUAAUAAAUUGAUUUUGUUAUGAAAUUGAAAACCAUCUAUGGAUGUGAGUGUAAAUGUGAGUUUUGAUGUGGUAGUUCUUUUGUAAAUUUUGUGAAGUUGCUCUCAUGGUUCUCCUCCCUGCAUAUGAAAUAUUACGGACAGUUCUGUAUAUUCAGUGUUGCGAAUGAGUGGAUGUAUAGGGCUCAAUUGGAUAUGAAUCCAACCAAUUUUGCCCGGUUUUGUUUGGUUGAAG